AUGGCCCCCAGAAGGAAUGCCCCCGUUGAUCCACAACUACUUCGACGCCUUCAUAAUCGUGUUGAACGUCGUCAACCAAAGCCAAAGACCAAACGCCCACCUGGAUACUACCAAAGCCUUAAAACCAAGCAUGAUGACCCAACAAUUGUUAUUAAAAAUCAGUAUGCUUCUGAGACUGAAUGCAAUCUUGACGUUAUUAGAGGCAAGUUUAAAAGGUUCUGUCAUGAUGAGCAUUUGGGGGACUGGCGUUCUGUGAUCAAGAACUGCUCUAGAGGGACCAUGAUAUCAUUCACCCAGCAUAUGUACGAUAAAGGCCGAGUGAGCAAGAGGGGUGCGAUGACACAAUACAGAGCACAAUUUGGAAUGCUAUACAACAAAGAGAAUGGCCGUCUGAUCGAUACUAAUGAUAGAAAGGAGGUCCUAAAAUACGUUGACACGCUUCCGUUGGAUAGGACUGUCAAGUCGAAGCCUGUCUUAGGGGUGGACGACCUCCUUCUUUUGCUCAACUGCCACUGGGCCCGUGACAAAUCUGUAUACCGUACGGAGCGACAACGGGUUCAGUAUGCGUUGAUACUACUCCUUCUCUUUGGCACAGGGUGUCAACCCGCGGAGCUAGUUGAUGCAAAAAGGAAACGAAGAGAUAAUCCCAGCUCCGACGACGAUGAUCUCGAAGGUGACGUUGAUAUGGGCGGGAUAGAAGGAGGCACUAGACUCUAUGAUGCGCUCUGCUAUGAGGAUGUCCGCCUACUGGUCGUACACGAUCCCGACAAUAGCGUGCGGGAUGUGCUGGCAAUGGAGGUCAAACUGUCUCAUCACAAAGGACACAAUAAGCGCCCAAAACCAACGAUAUUUUUCUUUACCAAGGUCGACGACCCGAUUUUCUGUGCCAUCACGCACUUCGUAUCCCUUGCACUCGCAGAUGACGCAUUCGAGGCGCCGAGCCUAACUACUCCUAAACGUGUCUUCGAGCACAAGAUACGUGGCCCUGUCAAUUGCACAGAGCUUCACUGGAAGGAGGAAAUGCUCAAGACACCAAUAUUCCGCCGAGAUGACUCCGAGGCGGCCCUUCCAUACAAUCAGCUUCGUGAUCCCCUCAACCGCCUUGGGAAGAUAGCAGGCAUCAAAGAGAAGCUAACCAGCUACUGCUUUCGACGUGGGACAGCCAAUGUCGUUGAUCAUGCCGCUACCGAUGCUGUUCGGGACCAGGUGAUGCGACACAAUGCAAACUCUGCACUGUAUAAUGGACACUACGCUAAUGAGAAAGUGCGGUUUGAUGUUCAGUCUGCUGGCCUCGGGCGUCCCUCUGUAGAUGGCGUCCUUCGCAUGCUGACGCAUAUGAGUCUUAUGUGCGAUCCUCGCGCACCGGUUCACGUCCCCGACGAGUACCUAGCUGCGCUUCCCCCCGAUCCUGUUAUCACUGCACUCGAGCAGGAGCGAGAGCAAUUGAAAGCUGGGGCGUACAGAAUUCAGGGGACGAGCAUCGAGGCAGAAGUCCGGCGACUUACUGCUGCAAUCGGUAGUGCUAAGACUAAACGUCGAAACAUUAUCUCUCAGGAAUUCCGGGAUGAUUAUUUCCGCCGCCGCCCAACAGAAGACAUUGAGAGGCAUAACAAUGGACAGCACGAGGAAGAGUACGUCGAGCCAGUUAUUGAGCAUCAGAUCCCACAGAGGACGCAGUUAGUCGAUCUUAUCUGUCCUCGCGUCACAGAUAUCACACCGCAGAAUGCUGUCAAGCGUCGCAUUUAG
Messenger RNA from Pseudogymnoascus destructans, 1746 nucleotides. RefSeq lists its product as uncharacterized. The record is from RefSeq and is a predicted model, not a curated record. The transcript has 5 exons. Lineage: Eukaryota; Fungi; Ascomycota; Leotiomycetes; Thelebolales; Thelebolaceae. Bases 1 to 1746 code for a protein of 581 amino acids.